Molecule: messenger RNA, 1955 nt
Organism: Thlaspi arvense
Lineage: Eukaryota; Viridiplantae; Streptophyta; Magnoliopsida; Brassicales; Brassicaceae
Source: the annotation of a GenBank genome assembly
GGUCAAACCCUCCCGACGAUGGAGAGACUUCAGAUUCGAAAGGAAGACUCAAGGGAAUUCGAGUUAUGAGCCGCAAGAGAGACAAGCCCUACCCUUACCGCCACACACCGGCGCGAAUUUCGAAACGCCGGCGACCGUGGGCACCUCCGUCAUCGGAAUUCGAUGAGAUCAUCGACAAGCCGACCAUAAAACCUCCGCCGCCACCGUCGCUGGUCGUUAUCGGACUUCCCGCCAACUGUUCAGUCCUGGAGCUGAAAUCCCGAUUCGAGAUCUACGGCUCAAUCUCCAGAAUCCGAAUCGACAAAGACGGAUUCGGCUCCGUUUCGUAUCGCACCACCGAGUCAGCAGAAGCCGCCAUUGCCGGUAGUCACGAGCCUUCUUUCGGUAUUUCGAUCGAUUCCAAAAAGUUGCAGGUUGUUUGGGCGACGGAUCCAUUGGUAAAGUGGAGGGAAGGUGUGACGACGGUAGGGGAAGGAAAGGAUAAAACGUUGCCGUCGUUGUCGUCUUCUUCCUCGAGGCUUCUCCGACCUGUGUUGCCGUUAAGAAAACAUGGAAGAAGCAGUAGGCUUGCGUCGGCUAUUGUCAACCCGAGAAGCAGUAAUGCCGACGGAGACGGAAAUUCGAGCUUGAAAUCCAUAAACCUUGUCAUAAUUUCAAUUAAAGUCAGCCAAAUUAUAAGUCCGGUGGAAAGCAGACUACACGUUCGGGUUGAUUUUGUAGGCAGUUCAAUUACAUAUAUCGUUUUAAACCAACAAGACAAGCAAGUAAAAGUCAACGUCAGCUUCACCUUGGACAACUCAGCGACUAGGCGGAGGAUUAUGGAGGUAGCUGAUGAAGAAGAAGAACAAAUAUGGAGCUGGGGCGCUGGUACGGACGGCCAAUUGGGAACGGCCAAGCUACAAGACGAGCAUCUCCCACAGCUUCUCUCGCUGACGUCACUUCCUUCCAUAUCAAUGCUCGCCUGUGGCGGUGCUCACGUCAUCGCCUUGACUUCUGUUGGUAAGGUGUUGACAUGGGGAAGAGGAAACUCUGGUCAAUUAGGACAUGGGGACAUCCUCAACACUUCUUUGCCAAAACCAGUAUCUUUCUUUGACGACUAUGUUAUAACUCAAGCUUCAGCUGGAUGGAGUCACUCUGGUUUUGUUUCAGAUUCCGGUUGUCUUUUUACAUGCGGCAAUGGCUCGUUUGGUCAGCUUGGUCACGGUGAUAACAUGUCACAAACCUCUCCAGCUAAAGUCUCUUACUUUGUUGAUAAAAGAGUGAAGAUGGUAGCUUGUGGUAUGCGCCACUCACUUGUCUUGCUCGCAGGGAAUCAAGUGUGCGGAUUCGGAUCUGGAAAGCGCGGACAGUUAGGUGUCUCAUCAGACAGAACAAAGUCAGUGAAUCUUCCAUGUAUUGUCUCUGGAUUAGGUGAAGUCGGAGUUGUUCGUAUAUCAGCUAAUGGAGAUCAUAGUGCAGCUAUAUCAGCUAAAGGAGAGUUGUUCAGUUGGGGAAGAGGAUUCUGCGGCGGCCCUGAUGUUCAAACCCCUCAGUGUUUGCCUUCAUCUCUGUCUUUCAGAGAAGUUACUUUAGGAUGGAAUCAUGCGUUGUUACUAACCGUCGAUGGCGAAGUGUUCAAGCUUGGUAACACCCUUGAUGAACAAUCCGAGAAGCAAGUAGAUUCCUCAGAAGCUCUGUUAGAGAAUGUCCCGGAUUUUGAUGGAGUUAAAGUUCUGCAAAUCGCAGCAGGAGCAGAGCAUUCUGCUGCUGUAACAGAGAGUGGAGAAGUGAAGACAUGGGGAUGGGGUGAACAUGGUCAGCUAGGUCUUGGAAACACUGAUGAUCAGACUAAUCCUCAACCGGUGAGCCUAGGAAGUAUAGACCUGGGAACGAAGGAGAUCAAUGUGUAUUGCGGAAGUGGAUUUACAUAUGUGGUAAGGCGAAAACAACAGCUUUCUUCUUCACCAACCUCAUCA